Molecule: messenger RNA, 1634 nt
Organism: Pteronotus mesoamericanus
Lineage: Eukaryota; Metazoa; Chordata; Mammalia; Chiroptera; Mormoopidae
Gene: ACKR5
Product: G protein-coupled receptor 182
Exons: 2
Coding region: 181-1347 (388 amino acids)
Biological process (GO): G protein-coupled receptor signaling pathway
Cellular component (GO): membrane
Molecular function (GO): G protein-coupled receptor activity
Source: RefSeq, a predicted model, not a curated record
AUACGGCUUCCAGGAUGAGAAGGGCGGCCCUGAAGCCUAAAGCAAAGCCAGCCCCAAGGCUACACUCCUUCUAGCCUCCUCGCAGCUCUGCAACAGUCCGGACCCCCGGCCCUCCAGGCCUGGAGGUGCUCCCUAGGGAAACUCAGGCAUUUGCUGGUCCUGACAUCAGUCACAGCCAGCAUGGAGUCCGGCCCUUCAAAGGAGGUCACUGCUGGGUUUGUCUAUGACAUUGGAGAGAUCCACAACUGGACUGAACUGCUCUACUUCUUGAACCACACUUUUUCCGAGUGCCACAUGGAGCUCAGUGAGAACACCAAGCGGGUGGCCCUCUUUGUCCUCUACCUGGCCAUCUUCGUGGUCGGGCUGGUGGAGAACCUCCUGGUGAUCUGCGUCAACUGGCGCUACUCAGGCCGGGUGGGGCUGCUGAACCUCUAUAUCCUCAACAUGGCCAUAGCGGACCUGGGCAUCAUCCUGUCUCUGCCCGUGUGGAUGCUGGAAGUCGCACUGGACUACACCUGGCUCUGGGGUGGCUUUUCCUGCCGCUUCACCCACUACUUCUACUUUGUCAACUUGUACAGCAGCAUCUUCUUCCUGGUGUGCCUCAGCAUUGACCGCUACGUCACCCUUACCCGUGCCUCUCCCUUCUGGCAGCGCCACCAGCACCGAGUGCGGCGGGCUGUGUGCGCAGGCGUCUGGGUGCUCUCGGCCAUCCUUCCACUGCCCGAAGUGGUCCACAUCCAGCUUCUGGAGACCCCUGAGCCCGUGUGUCUCUUCGUGGCCCCUCUGGAGAUCUUCAGCAAAUGGGCCCUGGUGAUGACCCUGUCUACCACCAUCCUGGGCUUCCUGCUGCCUUUUGCUCUCAUCGCAGUCUUCAACGUGCUGACAGUCUGCCAGCUGCGGCGGACGGGGAGGCCCGAGAGCCGGCGCCACUGUCUGCUCGUGUGUGCCUACAUUGCAGUCUUUGCCGUCUGCUGGCUUCCCUACCAUGUGUCCCUGCUGCUGCUCACACUGCAUGAGAUCCACAUCUCCCUCCACUGCUACCUGGCUAACCUGCUCUACUUCUUCUAUGAUGUCAUCGACUGCUUCUCCAUGCUCCACUGUGUCAUCAACCCCAUCCUUUACAACUUUCUCAGCCCGAGCUUCAGGGGCCGGCUGCUGAGCGCCGUGGUCCAUUACCUUCCCAAGGCCCAGGCCAGGGCAGGCAGACGUGCUUCCUCUUCCUCCUCUUCCACACAGCAUUCCAUCAUCAUCACCAAGGAGGGCGCCCAGACCACUGCAGCAGGCCCCCACCGCCAUCCCAGCCUGAACUUCCAGGCACCAAAUACUUUACCCAACUCCACUCCUUAAUCUCUUAUAGGCAGCUGAGGUAGAGUUCAGUCUCCUCCCUCUGUGAAGUGGAAAGCUGGAACUGUAGGUGAGAGAUUCUGGGGGAGCAGGGGAAAGGGUCAAAGCACUCAUGGUCAAUUCUGAAUUCAUCUUAUAUCUUGAAGUGGGGAGAGAGAGAGGGCAGGGGGAGAUGAAGAACAGGUCCUUGGUGUUGUACUAUUUGUCUCAGUCCUUGUGUCUAUGGCCAACGCACAGGGGAAAAAGGUGAAAUAAAAUAAUAGAGACAGCCAUGACUCUGUAUCUCUGAA